AACUACACUCCCCACAACCCCUUGCGCCUCCGGCUCGCUGCGGUUGCUUAUGGCCAAUCGGGAGCGGCAGCUGUGGCGGGGGCCGAGGAGGGACAUUUUAAAAGGGCCGGAGAUUGCGGGCGUCAUUGGCCAUGGCGGAUACAGCGACUACAGCGUCGGCACCGGCCGCUGGUGCCGCGAACGCCUCAACAGAUGCACCUCCUUUCCAGCUGGGCAAGCCCCGCUUCCAGCAGACUUCCUUCUAUGGCCGCUUCAGGCACUUCUUGGAUAUCAUCGACCCUCGCACACUCUUUGUCACUGAGAGACGUCUCAGAGAGGCUGUGCAGCUGCUGGAGGACUACAAGCAUGGGACCCUGCGCCCUGGGGUCACCAAUGAACAGCUCUGGAGUGCACAGAAAAUCAAGCAGGCUAUUCUCCAUCCGGACACCAACGAAAAGAUCUUCAUGCCCUUUAGAAUGUCAGGUUACAUUCCUUUUGGGACGCCAAUUGUAGUUGGUCUUCUCUUGCCCAACCAGACACUGGCCUCCACUGUCUUCUGGCAGUGGCUGAACCAGAGCCACAAUGCUUGUGUCAACUAUGCAAACCGCAAUGCUACCAAGCCUUCACCCACAUCCAAGUUCAUCCAGGGCUACCUGGGAGCCGUCAUCAGUGCUGUCUCAAUUGCAGUGGGCCUUAAUGUCCUGGUUCAGAAAGCCAACAAGUUCACCCCUGCCACUCGCCUUCUUGUCCAGAGAUUCGUGCCGUUCCCUGCUGUAGCCAGCGCCAAUAUCUGCAACGUAGUCCUGAUGCGGUAUGGGGAGCUAGAGGAAGGGAUCGAUGUCCUGGAUGGUGAUGGCAACCUCGUGGGCUCCUCCAAGAUCGCAGCCAGACACGCCCUGCUGGAGACAGCGCUGACGCGUGUGGUCCUCCCCAUGCCCAUCCUGGUGCUACCCCCGAUCGUCAUGUCCAUGCUGGAGAAGACAGCUCUCCUGCAGGCACGCCCCCGGCUGCUCCUCCCUGUGCAAAGCCUCGUGUGCCUGGCAGCCUUCGGCCUGGCCCUGCCGCUGGCCAUCAGCCUCUUCCCGCAGAUGUCAGAGAUUGAAACAUCACAAUUGGAGCCUGAAAUUGCCCGGGCCACCAGCAGCCGGACAGUGGUGUACAACAAGGGGCUGUGA
This is a messenger RNA of Trichechus manatus latirostris (Florida manatee), 1154 nucleotides long. It is a transcript of the gene SFXN5, whose product is annotated as sideroflexin 5. The transcript is spliced from 14 exons. Gene Ontology annotation, biological process: citrate transport; monoatomic ion transport; mitochondrial transmembrane transport. Lineage: Eukaryota; Metazoa; Chordata; Mammalia; Sirenia; Trichechidae. Gene Ontology annotation, cellular component: mitochondrial inner membrane. Bases 132 to 1154 code for a protein of 340 amino acids. The record is from RefSeq and is a predicted model, not a curated record. Gene Ontology annotation, molecular function: citrate transmembrane transporter activity; monoatomic ion transmembrane transporter activity.